CUGUUAGUCAAAUCGAUAGCUCUGAAAAAUCACAUGACGGUGUUCUGAAAAGGGUCGAAUUUUGGACAGUUUUCCUGGAAAAGAGAGGACCUAAAGGGCGGUCAAGAUGGGCUCGUUGUUCCGCAGCGAGGAGAUGGCCCUGUGCCAAUUGUUCCUGCAGAGCGAAGCCGCCUACGCCUGCGUGUCCGAACUCGGAGAGCUCGGACUCGUCCAGUUUCGAGACUUGAAUCCUGACGUGAAUGCUUUCCAACGCAAAUUCGUCAAUGAGGUUCGACGAUGCGACGAGAUGGAGCGAAAACUGCGCUACUUGGAGAAGGAAAUUCGCAAGGAUGGAAUUCCAAUGCUUGACACCGGCGAGAGCCCUGAGGCUCCACAGCCGAGGGAGAUGAUCGAUCUGGAGGCAACUUUUGAAAAGUUGGAAAACGAGCUCAGAGAAGUCAAUCAAAAUGCCGAGGCUCUGAAAAGAAACUUCCUCGAGCUGACUGAACUGAAGCAUAUCCUGCGGAAGACACAAGUUUUCUUCGACGAGGCUGAGUUUGGCCUGCCUCCACAGAUGGCUGACCCCAGCUCUCAGGACGAACAAGUCACCCUGCUAGGAGAGGAAGGACUCAGGGCUGGUGGGCAGACUCUUAAGCUAGGGUUUGUCGCUGGAGUGAUUCUGCGCGAGAGGAUCCCUGCCUUUGAGAGGAUGCUGUGGCGAGCUUGCAGGGGCAAUGUUUUCCUCCGACAGGCUGAAAUCGAAACUCCUCUUGAAGACCCGACCACCAGUGACCAAGUGCACAAGAGCGUCUUCAUCAUUUUCUUCCAAGGAGACCAGCUGAAGUCGCGUGUCAAGAAGAUCUGCGAGGGUUUCCGGGCCACCCUCUACCCUUGCCCUGAGGCGCCUUCUGACAGGAGGGAAAUGGCCAUGGGCGUGAUGACCCGCAUUGAGGAUUUGAACACCGUCCUCGGCCAAACCCAAGAUCACAGGCACAGGGUGCUGGCCGCAGCUGCUAAGAACAUCACCAACUGGUUCAUCAAGGUGCGCAAGAUUAAGGCCAUCUACCACACUCUGAAUUUGUUCAACUUGGAUGUGACCCAGAAGUGUCUCAUUGCUGAGUGCUGGGUGCCUUCGUUGGACCUGGAGACCAUUCAACUUGCUCUUCGUCGUGGAACGGAGAGGAGUGGAAGCUCUGUGCCACCCAUUCUAAAUAGAAUGGAGACCUUUGAAAAUCCACCAACUUAUAACCGCACCAACAAGUUCACCAGCGGUUUCCAGCAUUUGGUCAAUGCUUAUGGUGUUGCCAGCUACAGGGAGGCUAAUCCAGCCCCGUACACCAUCAUUACUUUCCCAUUCCUUUUUGCUGUGAUGUUUGGCGAUUUGGGACAUGGCGCGCUUAUGGCUUGUUUCGGAGGAUAUCUGGUGCUUAAGGAGAAACCACUCGCUGCUAAGAAGAUUCAAUCUGACGUCUGGACCAUCUUCUUUGGUGGACGCUACAUCAUUUUAUUGAUGGGCCUUUUCUCAAUGUACACUGGUCUGAUAUAUAACGACGUGUUCUCCAAAUCUUUAAACAUAUUCGGGUCCAAUUGGCAAAACAAUUACGAUGAGUCGACUUUGAUGGCUAACAAAGACCUUCAGCUCGAUCCAAACUCGACAGCUUAUUUGAAGUACCCGUAUCCCUUUGGACUGGAUCCCAUUUGGCAGGUGGCUGAAAACAAGAUCAUCUUUUUGAACUCUUACAAGAUGAAGAUCUCCAUCAUCUUUGGCGUUUUCCACAUGCUUUUUGGUGUGCUGCUGAGCCUUUGGAAUCACACCUAUUUCCGUGACCGCAUGAGCAUCUUGUGUGAGUUUAUCCCGCAGAUCAUCUUCAUGUGCUUCCUCUUCCUGUAUAUGGUCUUGCUGAUGUUCACCAAGUGGGUUGGCUAUAGCGCCGACUCACUAGACGUUAAGAGCGGUCCUUACUGUGCACCUUCCAUCCUCAUCACCUUCAUCAACAUGGUGCUGUUCAAGUCGAGCAAGAACCCAAGUGUUUGCGAUGACUGGAUGUUUGCUGGUCAAGGAGCUCUGCAGAAGUUACUCGUCAUCAUCGCCCUUCUCUGUGUGCCCAUAAUGCUGCUGGCCAAACCCAUCAUGAUUAUGCGUGCCCAAAAACAGCACCAGCCGUUGACAAAUGCUGGCCACACCAACACGGCUGCUGAAAAUGGAGACGCGGGAUACCAGAAUGAGGAGAUGAUGCAGCAGACCCAGACACAAGCACCCCAUCAGGAGGAGGAUAUUACUGAAAUUUUUAUCCAUCAGGGUAUCCACACCAUUGAGUACGUUUUGGGAUCUGUGUCCCAUACGGCUUCAUACCUUCGACUCUGGGCCCUUUCACUUGCUCAUGCUCAAUUGAGUGAGGUUUUAUGGAACAUGGUGCUGAGGAAUGGUCUUACCAUCAACGACUGGGUGGGAGGCAUUGUCCUGUGGGCCAUAUUUGCCUUCUGGGCAAUGCUCACUGUAUCCAUCUUGGUGCUCAUGGAAGGACUUUCUGCUUUCCUUCACACUUUGCGUCUUCACUGGGUGGAGUUCCAGAGCAAGUUCUACCAUGGUCAGGGCUACGGUUUUGCACCUUUCGCUUUCGAAGCCAUCCUCGACCAGGCUUCGACUAGCCCCGAGGACUAAAUCCUAGGUGCACCAACUGCCAGGUUCAGAGAACAAAAUACGUGGUAAAUUCAACUGUCCACGCAGCGCACAAUGCAAUGAACCAUUUACUUUGAGCCUGGCAGGGAUGAAUAGCAAUUAUUACUAUUAGCCGUUUGUCGUUGAUGUCGAAUCUAUUUAUCAUUCCACACUUAUACAAAAUGUUGAUCUUUUUGAGUUGAUCUGAGAGACGUUUCUAUAAAUGAGACAUGAUUAUUUUCCUCCCGUUUAAAGCAGAUCAAAUUGUUGUGUCGGGCGAUCAAAGCAUCUGUAGAUAUUGUUUACUUCAAAACUGUAAAUCUUUAUAAACUCUAUUUUAGUUGGUUUAAAGAAAUUAUAAUAUAUUGUUGGAUUGUACAUUAUGAAAAUAACUUGUGCUAUGUAAAAUGUUAAAAAAAAAUGCAUGCAUUCAACAUAAUGAAAUCAUUCAAGUAGCAGCAUGUAUCUUAAACAAAUUACUCGUUACAUGGUUAGUGUUGAAAAAAAUCUCAUGUCAUACAGGACAGGUGAUGUGCAUAAAUAAUUAUUGAAAAACACUGCAAGAGUAUUAAAAAUAUAUCGGAGUAAAAUCAAUUAAAUGCA
Messenger RNA from Neocloeon triangulifer, 3241 nucleotides. RefSeq names its product V-type proton ATPase 116 kDa subunit a 1 (gene Vha100-1). The record is from RefSeq and is a predicted model, not a curated record. Lineage: Eukaryota; Metazoa; Arthropoda; Insecta; Ephemeroptera; Baetidae. Gene Ontology annotation, molecular function: ATPase binding; proton-transporting ATPase activity, rotational mechanism. Gene Ontology annotation, cellular component: plasma membrane; vacuolar proton-transporting V-type ATPase complex; vacuolar proton-transporting V-type ATPase, V0 domain. Gene Ontology annotation, biological process: vacuolar acidification; proton transmembrane transport. Bases 107 to 2641 code for a protein of 844 amino acids. The transcript has 15 exons.